AUGGAACUUCUUCCGGGUAGGCCGGGGAACUUGACCCCUGAAGAGGAUGAGAAACUGCGCAAGUUUUGGGAGAUGUUUUUGCAGGUAUGCGGUGUUCUAGGCGAGGAGACCUCCGGCGAGGCGGACAAUGCCUCCGAGAGCCAAGUGAAGGCGGGUACUGCGGGAUCCGAAAAGACUAAGAAGAGUCGAAUGUCUCUAUUUAAGAAAAGGAAGGACAAGAACAAGGACGGCGCGUCCACUCCCAAGGUUCCCGCUAUGGACAACAUCAAGGAAAACGACCCGGAAGAUAAAUGGGGUGAGAACAAGGCCUACCUCGAUACCUUGGCCACGCACGCCCCGGAGCAGAUAAGAGCCACAAUCUGGUCAAUGGUCAAGCACGACCAUCCCGAUGCUCUCUUCUUACGGUUCCUAAGGGCUAGAAAAUGGGACUUGCAAAAGGCCCUUGUCAUGCUGAUGUCCACGAUGAACUGGAGGUGUUCCGAGGCACGUGUUGACGAUGAAGUUAUGGUGAACGGCGAGGAAAAUGCAUCUGUCGACGAGAAAAGCGGCAAUGAAAAGACCAAAAAAGUAGCGCAGGAUUUCCUGGCUCAGCUGCGCAUGGGGAAGAGUUAUUGCUAUGGUACUGAUAAGAUGGGAAGGCCCAUUUGCAUUGUCAGGGCUCGCCUGCACAAGGCAGGUGAACAGUCUGAAGAAGGUCUGGAACGGUUUACCGUUUAUUUGAUUGAGACAACGCGGUUUAUGCUUCACCCUCCUAUCGACACUGCUUGUAUCGUUUUCGACUUAACUGGCUUUUCAUUAGCUAACAUGGACUAUACCCCGGUGAAGUUUAUGAUAAAAUGCUUUGAAGCUAAUUACCCCGAGAGUCUCGGUGUUGUUCUCGUCCAUAAGGCCCCGUGGGUCUUUCAAGGUAUUUGGAAGAUCCUUCGAGGGUGGCUAGACCCGGUAGUCGCUAGCAAGGUCCAUUUCACAAACACAGUUAAGGAUCUGGAGGAGUUUGUAGCAAAGGAGAGGCUGCCCGACGAGCUAGAGGGUACAUCUGGCUAUACCUACAAAUACGUAGAGCCCGUACCCGGAGAGAACGCCAAGAUGAAAGACUUGGAGACGAAAGAGAAGCUCCUGCGGGAACGGGAGGCUCUGUACGAAGAGUACGAAAGCAAGACGAUCGAAUGGAUCAACGAGGCAGAUACUACGAAGAGGGCCGCUAUUAAUUCCGAAAGGAAUAACAUCGCCAAGAAUCUGAGGGAGCAGUAUUGGCACUUGGAUCCUUACGUCAGGUCGAGAUCUUUCUACGACAGGAUAGGUGUUAUCAAGCCGGACGGAAGCCUCGAUUAUUAUCCUUCAAAGAACACUAAUGGGACGACAGCCGCAGUAGUGGCAGGGGAGACGUCGGCUGACGACGUUGAUUGA
Daldinia caldariorum is the source of this 1407-nucleotide messenger RNA. Its product is annotated as CRAL/TRIO domain-containing protein. The transcript has 4 exons. The record is from RefSeq and is a predicted model, not a curated record. The coding region runs from base 1 to 1407 and encodes 468 amino acids. NCBI's taxonomy places the organism in Eukaryota, Fungi, Ascomycota, Sordariomycetes, Xylariales, Hypoxylaceae.